CAACUCUAGACACUGAAUCUAGUUAUAAAUAUGGUCAGAGACUAAAGACAGUCAAGAUUCAACUAUGAAAGAAGUUUUUUUUCCCAAUUUCCACUUGAUUUUUGAGCCUGUGACUUAAACCAAACACCAAUCUUUUUACACACCAACUCCCUCUUUAACUUUUUCCAACAGAGUACAGCACACAAAAUAACUUCCAACUUUUCUAUUAUUGUCAGAAAACAUUUUUUGCUAAUUUCUCACAAACUCAUUUCUCAAAUAAAUAAAAAACUUUCUUCUUAAAUUCUUAUUGACAAGAGAGAUCUCUCACCGUUCAACUUCAAACAGUACUCUCUUGUGGUACAAGUACGAAAAAUCUCUCUGCAACAUAACACAUGCUUCUCUUUUUUUCAACACACACAUAUUCAUCAUUCAUCAGAAACUUUCUCUUUCUCUCUUUCUCUUCUGAAUCUUUUAUCUUUCAAACACUAUGACUUGUAUACUAAGCUGUUCUCAUGGCGUCGUGAUCGCAACCGCCAUGGUUUUCUCAAGCACUGCUCUGUUUCUUGCGAUUUCCCGCCAAUUUUCUGGAAAUCAGACAUCAGAUCAACAAAUCCUCCGUUCUUGUCUUUCUUCAGAGGAAAAGAAGAAACAGAGGAAGAAUAAGAAGAAGAAAGUGAAAUUUGCAGAGAAUGUGAAAGAGACGAAAGGUAACGGUGAAGAGUAUCGUAAGAAGAGUCUUCGGCGAAUUGUACCGGAACAGAUGAUUAAACCUGAGAAAACCGGUUCGGUUUGUAGAAACGACAUGCCUGCUAACCGGAUUGCAUUGUACAAUGGGAUUCUUAGAGACAGAGAUCAUCGAAUUCAGUGCUCCUAUUGACUUUUUUUCCUUUUCUUCUUUACCAGCAACUAUGAAAAUGUAGAAAUGAAAAGAAAAGUAAUUAUAAUUAAUUAUUGUAGAUAAUCACAAUUAGCUUUUCGGAUGAUUCUCUGUAUGUAAUUUUAGGUGAUUGACAUGUGAAAAAUACUAAAUAGAGUUUUUAGCGACAAGAAAAGAGUAAGAAAUUUAAAAGACUCUUUCUACAUUUGAUUAUUAUAACUU
Molecule: messenger RNA, 1078 nt
Organism: Arabidopsis thaliana (thale cress)
Lineage: Eukaryota; Viridiplantae; Streptophyta; Magnoliopsida; Brassicales; Brassicaceae
Product: cytochrome P450 family protein
Exons: 2
Coding region: 467-856 (129 amino acids)
Source: RefSeq, marked reviewed